Candidula unifasciata is the source of this 3306-nucleotide messenger RNA. NCBI's taxonomy places the organism in Eukaryota, Metazoa, Mollusca, Gastropoda, Stylommatophora, Geomitridae. The record is from the annotation of a GenBank genome assembly.
AUGGCAGUAACUAGUGACAGUUACAACAUACAAGAUGUUUGCAGUCAAAUUUCGACAAGUUUUGCGUCUACCCCGUGUAAUAUCAGCGAGCUUCUUUGGGAAGACAAGGUUAGGUCAUUACGUGACCUUGUUACUACAUAUCGUUUGCCGUUAGUUGUGAAGUUAAAAAGUGGCGACAUUAACACUUACAUUGUGGAUAAUAUUUCUGGAAGUAGUGUAAACAACGAAACAAAACUUACAGGAAACGGUCAAGUUGCUAGCAAUAAUGCAUGUGAUACAAGUGCUACAGACAAAUCUAGUCCAGCGAAUGAUUUAACCAGCAGCAGUUUUGAAAGCAAAAAUACACCUGUGCCUUCGAGUGGACAAGCUGAUGUUAUUUUGCAGAUACACGAGACAAGAAGAAGAAAGAUAAUUCAAACUCGCAAAAUGACUUGGGAAAAACGCCAGAAUGAUUAUGUUGUUUCGGGAGAACAGGUGGAGAUACCAGCCUCUUUUAAAGGCUGGUUUGAAGUGGUGCCAGACGACGGACGUCCGGUUGAGUACUUCGACACUAUCGGUGGAAUCGCCAGCAUAAAACCCAGGCGUUUCCUCGUCCGGACCUCCAUUGUUGGUUACCAGCUGAGCACCGAGGAGACUGGCAGCAGCUGCUGGAUGCCCUACGAGAUAAAGACGGGCGAUGUCCUUACCACAGGAAUCAUUUACACAGACACCAAAAAGGCAAGAAGUCCGACAAACAGAAAUAUACUGAAGAGGUUCUUGAAACAGAGUAAAAGCAAGAAGGAGCAAGAUUUGAAAUAUCUCCAGUGCUUUGAUUCAAAUGGAUGGGAGAUCAUGAUCCCUUUUAUUAUGUCCGGAGUGUUCAGCCCAGUCGGUGACUCCACAGUGGCUAAUUUCGAUGCCCUAUAUGAACUUCAAGAUUUAAUUAUCGCGUUUGGACUACCUGUUAACACCCAGCUCAUUCAUGCAAACAACAAAGAUGGUUUCCAUUGUCCACGGGGAGUUAUGAGGCUCUAUGGAACGCGCGAAGAAGAGCUAGCGGUUGUCAGCAAAAUUGGUCCUGACGGUAUUUUGUUCCGUAACUUCAACAGCUGUGAGAAAUUUGAAGUUUCCCUGGAUCACAUGCUAUUCUCAAGGGGAGUUGUGAAAAGGAAACCGGUUAUCAAGUCAAAACUUGUAGAAGGGAUUUCGAAUCAUUACGGAAAGACAACAAAUAAAUUUAGAUCCGAAGAUUCUGGGAUAAAGGAUAAAGAUUAUGUCACGGCUAAAUUAAUGGAGAAUUUCAGAAUCCGAUCCACAAACGAUAAACAGUUUAUAGAGCCAUCCAUUGAUAAGGACACUUAUAUGUCAAUCAGUUCUAUGAACAAGACUGUACCAACACACGAAGAUAAAACUACUUUGAAUAAAGAUGACCAUGAAGUGACCCUUGUGUCUAACGAUUCUUCUUUGAGCACUGUUUUUUCAGACUCCAAUAAUCAAUCUGGUUUAACUGACCAAUCUUCCAGACAAACUUCUAAUCAGUUAAACUCUGUAGAUCAGAACAGUAAAAAUGAAGUAGAGCUUCCAGAAAGAGUCCCCAAAAAACUAAAGAAAUCAAGAUCAACAUCCAUCCUAGACAAGUUAAGUGUUCGGAGAGUGAAGAAAGAAAGAGCUAAGUUAAAGGAGCUACGAGGUGACGAUGUGUUUUCCAAACGUAUCACCAGAAGUGAGUUGAGUUAUCAGGAGUUUUUUAAUGGUCUGGAUAAUGAGGAGGAAAAAGCAAAGAAAACCGAAGCUCCUAAACCAGAUCAAGAUGAUGACAAAGGAGCUAAAAACGGUGGUACUUACCAAGGCUACUCAAGUGGUAGUACCGCAGUAUGCCACACUAGUACACCCAAUACGCUUUCUAAAGCCAGUUUCAAAGUCGUCAGUGACACUGCUAAAUCUAUACAGCGUGAGGCAAACAUCCAGAAGCGAGGUUUGCCGCCGAUUCCAAUAGAAGCGCAGACGUAUGCUCAAACAGACUCGCCAAACCAGAACGUUUCCAUGGAGUCUUUAUACGAACAUCUUCCUCCUGCUCCCAAACCUCCUCACUAUCGCAGAGCUAGUGAUUCUGCACUACUGGAUGACAAAUGUAACGAUAGCUCUGCCGACAGCGAAGAAAAUGCGGAAGAUGAUUAUAUGGUGCCUUUACAGAUACAACAAGAGUCGAGGUACACCAAGAGAUCAGAUGUGAAUGUUCUUCACAAGCAACUUGAGCUCACUAAGGAUUCGGUGAGGAGUAGAAGGGCAAGGAAAUCCAGGUCUGAAUUACCUCCGGAGUUUGUUUCUAGAGGAUAUUGCUACGACCAAAGCCGCUCCUUAGACACGGAUGACAUGUUUAACUUGGCUUACACGUCUACAAAGUAUGGAGAAAGUCACCCCUUGUAUAAUCUUGUGGGACCGUCUGCUGGUAAUUCAUCUCAGAUAUAUGGAACAUACAAACUGCCCUCAAGACGGUCAGAUCUGUCAGGCAACACAGGUAAUUUUGGUCACCACUUUGAAGCUGGGCUUGACUUGGAAGCCGCAAAUUCAAAGAGAGGUUUACCCCAAAGUUCUGGGUUUUCAAAACAUGCCAACCCUCAUAGAAAAGCUGCAGUACGUUCACACAGUCUUCGAAAGGCAGCCACUAAUGAGAACACACUUCUUAACCAAGGUGGCUCGUUCCAUGGGUUUCGAGAAGGAAACUUGCUGCCUACUUUUUAUGAUUUUCCAAACGGCUGUAUUCAACAAGCACAUAGCCAGAGUGCCUACCUUGAAAAUCCCCAUCGUCAGCUAUUGACUAGUCGCUCCAUAGACGCGGCGAUCAUGUCGCAGCAUUUACAACAGUACCAACAACAAUUGAACUGUUACGCUAGAGAUUAUGGCGUGAACUAUGCGGGAAGCGAACCCACAUUCUGUCAAAACAACCGGGCGAUCUCACUUAGUGGCAUCAGUGAUGGACUAUUUAAGCAGGGUGACGACUCUGCUAUUUCUAUGUGUUCUCGAGGUGAGGCAGGGUACCCAAACGAGAGUGAAUAUAGUUACAAAGAACAGAUCCGACAGGAAGAGGACACUUGGACACCCCCUGAAAAACUAGAAGGUCUAACCGUUCAAGAAGUUUCCAAGUCGUUACGCUAUAUAGGAAUGAAAGAUAGGAUUAUACUUCGAUUUUCGAAUGAACAGAUCGACGGGAGUAUGCUGUGCUCUCUGGAUAAGAAACUGUUAAUCGGAGGAUUUCCAGAAUUAAAUGCCUUAGAGGUGAAAAAGAUAUUGGACUUCGUACAGGGCUGGAGACCGAAGAAAAACUGA